Molecule: messenger RNA, 5335 nt
Organism: Oreochromis niloticus (Nile tilapia)
Lineage: Eukaryota; Metazoa; Chordata; Actinopteri; Cichliformes; Cichlidae
Gene: mtmr4
Product: myotubularin related protein 4
Exons: 19
Coding region: 150-3824 (1224 amino acids)
Biological process (GO): regulation of autophagy; phosphatidylinositol dephosphorylation
Cellular component (GO): cytoplasm; membrane
Molecular function (GO): protein phosphatase binding; phosphatidylinositol-3,5-bisphosphate 3-phosphatase activity; phosphatidylinositol-3-phosphate phosphatase activity
Source: RefSeq, a predicted model, not a curated record
GGGAAGCGGGGUGGCAGGCAGAGGGGUCGAAGCAAACGAAGGGUGGAGAGGCUCAGGAGAAGAAUGGUUAUGCCGGCUCCUCGUGCUCUGGUCGUGCUCCUGCUCCGUAGGCUGCGUGUCAUUCAGGCACAGUCCUGCCUCUCCUCGACAUGAGCCUCGCAGGAAGGGUGUCCUGCUCCAUGCUCAACUGCUUUGGUGAAGAGGGGCCUCCCAGUCUGGAGUACAUCAAGGCCAAGGAUUUGUUCCCCCAGAAGGAGCUGGUGAAGGAGGAUGAAAGCCUUCAGGUGCCGUUCCCAGUUCUUCAGGGGGAAGGUGUAGAAUAUCUUGGCCGUGCUGAUGAAGCCAUUAUUGCCAUUUCUAACUACAGACUUCACAUCAAGUUCAAGGACUCAGUCAUCAAUACCUACCCAGGUGUGGACAUUGACGUAUCUGUGCCUCUCAGACUGAUAGAAAGUGUAGAGAGCAGAGAUAUGUUCCAGUUGCACAUCAUUUGCAAAGACUCUAAAGUUGUCAGAUGCCACUUUGCAACGUUCAAGCAGUGCCAGGAGUGGGUCAAACGUCUGAACCGGGCCAUAGCACACCCAUCGCGGCUGGAGGACCUGUUCGCCCUGGCCUAUCACGCGUGGUGUCUAGGAGGCAGCGCUGACGAUGAAGAUCAGCACCUUCAUCUUUGCCGCCCAGGUGAUCAUGUACGUCAGAGAAUGGAAAUGGAGGUCAAGAGGAUGGGCUUCGAUACUCAAAACAUCUGGAGAGUGUCUGACAUCAACUGCAACUACAAGCUGUGCUCCAGCUACCCACAGAAGCUUCUGAUUCCAAUCUGGAUCACUGACAAGGAGCUGGAGAGUGUGGCUUCUUUUAGAUCCUGGAAGAGGAUCCCAGUGGUGGUCUACAGGCACCAAAAGAACGGGGCAGUGAUCGCCCGCUGUAGCCAGCCUGAGAUUAGCUGGUGGGGCUGGAGGAACACAGAUGAUGAGUAUCUAGUAACGUCCAUCGCUAAGGCCUGUCAGAUGGACAGCGGAACCAAGGGUGCACAAACAAAUAGACAACGCGGGGAAGCUCCUGACUCUUCCGAUGGUGAUUUUGACUCAUCUCUGACGGGCGGCUCCAGCUGCAACGACAACACUGUGACACAGAAGCUGCUGAUUCUGGAUGCUCGCUCAUACACUGCUGCAGUGGCUAACCGAGCUAAGGGUGGAGGCUGCGAAUGUGAAGAGUACUACCCCAGCUGUGAGGUCAUGUUCAUGGGAAUGGCCAACAUCCAUGCUAUCCGGAACAGUUUCCAGGCUCUCAGGGCUGUCUGCAGUCAGAUCCCCGAUCCAGGAAACUGGCUUUCAGCACUGGAGAGCACCCGUUGGCUGCAGCACCUGUCGGUCAUGCUGAAGGCUGCCACUCUGGUAUGUUCAGCAGUGGAGCGGGACGGUCGUCCUGUCCUGGUACACUGCUCAGAUGGGUGGGACCGCACGCCUCAGAUUGUAGCCCUCGCCAAGGUCCUGCUGGACCCCUACUACAGGACAUUAGAGGGUUUCCAGGUGCUUGUAGAGACUGAAUGGCUGGACUUUGGUCAUAAGUUUGGGGACCGCUGUGGCCACCAGGAGAACUCAGACGAUGUGAGCGAGCAGUGUCCCGUCUUCCUGCAGUGGCUGGACUGUGUUCACCAGCUGCUCAAACAGUUCCCCUGCCUGUUUGAGUUCAAUGAGGCCUUCCUGGUCAAGUUGGUGCAGCACACAUACUCGUGUCUUUACGGCACGUUUCUGUGCAACAACGCUCGUGAAAGGGAGGCGAAGAAUAUCUACAAACGCACCUGCUCUGUGUGGUCUCUGCUUCGCACAGCAAACAAGAAUUUCCAGAACUUCCUCUACAUCCCUUCUCAUGACAUGGUGCUGCAGCCAGUCUGCCAUACUCGGGCACUACAGUUGUGGACAGCCGUCUACCUGCCCACCUCCUCCCCCUGCACUGCUGUGGAUGAUUCUGUGGAUCUCUACCUCCCGCCCUCCAUCACAGGAGACGAGCUCACCUCCCGUUCCCUGGACAGACUUCCUAAGACCCGCUCCAUGGAUGACCUGCUGUCAGCUUUUGAGAAUGGGAUGCCCCUGACACGAACAUCCAGCGACCCCAAUCUCAACAAGCACUGCCAGGAGGGUCGCUCUGCACUGGAGCCCUCACCUGCUGUGGAAGAACCCGCUGCAGAAGGCUCCAAUGAGCUCAUACGUGACACUGCAGUAGACAGUGGAGAGGGACAAUCUAUGCAUCCGACUCCAGAAGCUGUCCCAGGUGUAGUGGGUGCUGAAGAGGCUGUGGAUGGACCCUGUUUCACUACACAGCCCCUGCCUUCCCUGCCCCUCUCACCUGUCCCCCUCAGUGAGGAUGUCACACUUGCUCACACUGCCUUUUCCACUCCUGCCCUCAUGCAAGCUUUGCAUCAGAUCACAGAUACUCCACUCCAACAAGCUCCACUGGAGGCUGAGAGCCCCUGUAGGACUGCUGAGAGUAUACCAUCACCCACUCAUAAAUCAGAGCCCUGCUUACCUCUGCCCUGCAAAAGCACUCAACCUGCAGCCAACACACCAACCUCUGUAUUUCAAGGACAAAUUGAUAGUCAGUCAAAGAGCCUGCUGGCUGUAAAGCAGCUAACAUCACUCCUUCCCAUGGGGGACUCCACUGAGACUCUUAUAGGUGAGAAUGAUCAUCCCUGCAACUCGUCCUCUGCAGUGACCUGGGAAUUUACCCAGAAUACUUUGAAUGAUGAGGAGAAGCCUGAGUUUCAGCCACAAGCUCAACCCCAGAAGGAGAAAGAGGACACGAGGACAAAUGGGGCGAGUGGAAGAGAGCGUGUGUUAGCGGCAGCUCCUGUAGACUGCACCCAGGUAACUGCUCGCCCUCUGAUCUCCCAGAGCCAGCUCUCGGACCUGUGCUUGCUCAGCUCCCACUGGGAGAGUGUCCAGGGUCUGGUCCAGUCUGCCUCUGGUGCCAGCCGGGCCCAGCACCCCAACAUCCACCAGAGCCGCCGGCUUGCCAGUAAACUCCUCCGUGCCCAGGGCUUUGCCAUUGCCAAUGGCUCGCAGUGCUGCCGCAGGGAGGCUCUCUGUUGUCCGAGCAGUGCGCUGCAGACUGGAUGGCCUACCAGGAGUGCAGGCUACACUGGACUGUGUGGGCCUACUGCCCUCACCAGCUACUCACUGGCAGCUCAUCAGCUCCUGCCAGCCUCUUAUUCCUCACCCUCAGCUUCUAGCUCGCCACCACCUCCCCAGGCCCCGGCUUACCUGGAUGAUGACGGGCUGCCUGUGCCGAUGGAUGCCGUGCAGCAAAGAUUGCGUCAGAUCGAGGCGGGUUACAAGCAGGAGGUUGAGGUGCUGCGACAGCAGGUGCGACAGCUGCAGAUGAGGCUUGAGAGUCAACAGUAUGGCACCCCUCCCUCAGAGCCAUACGUUGAGUACGAGGAUGACAUUACAUGUCUGCGUGAGUCAGACAACAGCAACGAGGAAGAUUCUCUGUCUACCCACAGCGAGGACCGUCUGUCCGAGGGCAGCUGGGAUCGAGUGGAGCCCAGGGACACUGAGGUUACGAGGUGGGUGCCCGACCACAUGGCCUCCCAUUGUUUCAACUGUGACUGUGAGUUCUGGAUAGCCAAGAGACGUCACCACUGCAGGAACUGUGGUAAUGUGUUCUGUAAAGACUGUUGUCACCUGAAGCUUCCCAUCCCGGACCAGCAGCUUUACGACCCCGUGUUGGUGUGCAACACCUGCCACGACCUGCUCCUCGAGUCCCGCACCCGCGAGAUCCGUAGCCAGCAGCUUAAGAAGGCCAUCGCUACAGCCUCCAGCUGAGAGAAACCUGAAGCAUUGUCGCCUCGGCUUUGUCCUGCUCGUAUGGGACUGAUGAGCUGUGCGCCGUUUUAACCGCCAAUCAGCUGUAGUUUGGCUGCAGGGGCAGGAAUGAGGAGCAGUUGUUACUCUUUGGGACGCUGGGCUUUAAAAACGGAAAUGCACGUAUAGACUGUAAUAGAAGGGAUUGCUAAGGCAUGCUAGCAGGUGGAGGAGGGGGUUGGUCAAAGACAUUUUUAGGCCAGAGCGCCACAGCGUCCUGCUGCCUCACACGGCUUGGUCCUCUAGUGGUGCCCCCGCCUGAGACACAUCUCCAACCUGUCCACACACCUUUUAGUACCAAACACCUGCACCCUCCUGACGGACACUGACUCGCAGUUCAGAGGACAAUCGCUCACCCUUCCACGUGUCGGGGGACUCCAAAGCCUGUACCUGUACUACUGGAGGCUUUCAACUUUAAAAGAAAAGAAAUGCUGCUACAGUAUUUAAAAGUCUAAUUUUGUAUUCUUAUUUUGUGCACUACUAGCUGUCAUGUAAUGGAGGGCACUUGUGACCAAACUUGAGCAAAAGGGAGAAAUCUGCUGUUUACUUUGCCAUUGCAUCUUUUUUGUUGUUGUUGUUUUUUUGUCCUCUCGGAGCUUGAAUGUAACAUGUGAUGGAUAACUGGACCGGGUUUAUGUUAAUGUGCAUUUGGUAGGUCGUGUACAUGUUCAUUGCUGCAGUGUGUUCUGUAUGUGGACAGUCGAUGUGGUUGUGUCUUUUAUCGAUGCUUUUCUCUGGUAUAGUCGCGGUGCAACGCUCUGAGGGAUGUGUGGCGCACACUGAUGUGGUUUUGCGGGGACAGAAUGAGGGUGGGAGUCAGCAGGUUUCUGUGAAGUCUUCUUCAGAUGAAUCAUUUGAAGGUGCUUGGAAGAUGUGACUGAAGGGUCGUGCUGAUGUUCCUCUAGUCGAAUGGCUUGGUGUCCACAUAAAGCUCUAUGUCCAUCUGACUGACUCCUCCACAUGCUGAGGACUGAACAGAACUCUUAGUUUUUUGUUUUUUAAGGGUAGUUUGGCAACAGUCCCCUUAAAAAUGUUUGUCUACUGGUUGUUGGGACAAUGGUGCCAUAUUUUGUUUUGUCUCUCUCUUUUUUCAAAGGAUAUUUCUUUGUUACGGAUGGCAGCAGGUUUCUAAUCGGCCACCUCUCUGUAUGUUUAAUGGUACAGGUAGCUAGCUGCUUAAUAACACUGAGACGACUAAAGAUUAACUGAGAGUUUGAUAACAAGAGGCUAACAAUGUCAGUGGAUAAUCAGAUAUCACUGCAUUCGUUACCUUUGUAGUUAUCGUCUAAUAUUUGGAAUCUUUUGCACGGUGUUUAUGAAGUUGAAAUCUUUGAGGAGCUCAGAAAUGUAACAUACAUAGUUAUCUGAUCCGUAGUGGUGGCUAAAACCUGUCACUUAAUGAAUUAUUGUUGUAAAGAAAUGCACUGUAAAAAUGAAAUCCCAUGGGUUAAAAUAAAGGAUUAUAUCAUGGA